AUUAAACUAUCUCCUGAGCAAGAAACAGUGCUCCGCAUGGUGGAAGAGGGCAAAAGCGUCUUCUUUACAGGAUCUGCUGGAACUGGGAAGUCCGUGCUCCUAAGAGAGAUAAUACGAAGUUGUCGGAGACGUGGGCUAAUAAGGCAUCAACUUGCUAUCACGGCGUCAACGGGG
Messenger RNA from Gloeophyllum trabeum ATCC 11539, 174 nucleotides. RefSeq lists its product as uncharacterized. NCBI's taxonomy places the organism in Eukaryota, Fungi, Basidiomycota, Agaricomycetes, Gloeophyllales, Gloeophyllaceae. The record is from RefSeq and is a predicted model, not a curated record. The transcript has 2 exons. The annotation marks the transcript as partial. Gene Ontology annotation, biological process: telomere maintenance; DNA repair. Gene Ontology annotation, molecular function: DNA helicase activity.